Mya arenaria is the source of this 764-nucleotide messenger RNA. Its product is annotated as transmembrane protein 272-like. The record is from RefSeq and is a predicted model, not a curated record. The coding region runs from base 77 to 742 and encodes 221 amino acids. The transcript has 4 exons. NCBI's taxonomy places the organism in Eukaryota, Metazoa, Mollusca, Bivalvia, Myida, Myidae.
GUUUGGCUCUACAACCGAAAGCCCGCGGUAUCAAGCGACAAAUAACCACUUGCAUGCCGUCCGACCAGACCAGAGGAUGCCUGCGCUGAAAGUGGAUACGGUUGUGUGUAUGGAUGAGGGACGGCGGCUCGUACGGGCGAAAGGCAUUCACGAUGACGGGGAAGACUACACCGCCUUCAUGUAUCAGGUCAGGGAGGCCGGAAAGGAGGCCAGUAACGUCUUUGACCUCAGCUGCCGACUUGCGGACAUUAUGUGCAGCUCACUUUGUGUGACGGUGUUUGUUGGCGUUUCCAUGGCAAUACCUCUAACAAUGUUCUCAAUAGGUGUGAAAUACUGGGAAGACUGUCCAAAGGAUGCACGGGUGCCUGUCUAUCUAAUCGUGGGAGGUUGUUGCGGGCUUGUCAAGCUAAUAGCAACUCUCUGGCGGAACGUACAGACACGGCGGCAUCACCGCCUUAUAGACGAACCAGACGUGGAGGGGGCCUUUACUAACCCAACUUUCCGAACCAUGGACACAUUAUUACUGUUGUUUCUCAUUAGUUGGCAGGUGGCUGGAACGAUAUGGACGUUCAAUAUUUGGCGGCCUCGCUUUGAACCACUCUUACACGAGCCUAGUAACUGGUGUGAUAGAACCGUGUACAUGUUCGCAGUUUAUCAGUUGAGUUCCACUUAUGCUGCUACUUCUGUGUUCAUGUUCCUACUUCUUUUACUGACAUGUUGUCAAAAGUGUCAAUCAUAUUAACUGGUAUUCUGUAUCAAUGUGA